GUCACGUCUAUGAUAACGAAAGAGCUCAAUCUCUCUGUUGCUGUUCCUUUUUGGGUAAGGUGCAAACAACAGUAGUCUUCCCGACCAGUUCAUGCUAUGCCGCCAUCUAUCUAAGGUAUGCUUUGACCGGUAGAAGUACUCUCAUUCUCGGAGUAGCAGUCGCCGGUGUCGUUGGCAGCCGUUGCAUGUAUCUUUCGGUUUGUCUGCAGUAUGGGUACUGUGAAGCAUACAUCUCACCAUAUGCACCAAGGCCUUUACUUACGACGACCGCCCCACGUUUCAUCAUCACUCCUCACCACGUGCUUGGCAGCAGGAAAGUCACUGGCACGAUCCCUUGCCUCGUUAUCCGGUACACCGGCCAGCAUUCAUCAUUCGCCACAGGCUGUCGACCGGUACAUGUAGAUACGAAUGACUUGCCUCUGUCGAGCGUUGAUCACAUACACUUCUGUGCUGACACCGCCCUGACCAGAUUCAUCCUAGGCAUAUCAGAGUACGCCUCGCUAUUUUGACAAGCCUUUGGCAAGCGCAGACUAGUUGUAUCACCGCUCCUCUACCCGUACAAGAUGUCCCAAGUCAAAGCCAUCCAACCACCUCGCACGACUCGUUCCCCGAGCGUCUUCUCGGCGGCCUCAAUCGAUACCCUCGUUGGAGACCAAAGCUAUCGAGGCUUUCCGUCCCGACAAGCCUACCUUGAGGCCCUACGAGCAUGGGCCGAAGAAAAGAUGUACUACCAUCCUACUGAGCAGCUACGCGGCUUCUAUGGCCAAAAGACCGUCGACGAAAUUUUGAACAAUCAAGGAGGCAAGAUUCCUACAUCCAGAAGAGCCACAGUGGCCCAAGUGGGCACGGCUCAUGAUGGACAGCCAAGUCAGGUCACUGAGCAAGCGGACAAGGAGAACACAGCGAACAGGUUGAAAAAAGUGUUCAGUCGGCGGAAGUCCACGAUGUGAGAUUUGUCGAUGUCAAUUGUCGUGGGAACAAUGUAAAAAAUGCAUGGCAGGGUUUUAUACAUCGGGCAUGCAAGAUCUGUACGCAUUCAUUAGAAGGCAUGUUUGCUGGAUACGACUUAUGAUGGAAAAGGUACAUGGGAUACACAUACACAAAUAAUUCGAUGGCGGAUAACCUGGCUUUCAUCUUUUCCAUGUCAUGGCCUUGCCAUGGUAAUUGACACCAUGCGUUCGAUUCAGCCACGGUCCUUCUUAUACUCUAGCAACGUCAACGACAAAGGUACGAGGUGCUGAAGCCAUCAGUCGGUGAUUCUGGAGAGGCUCCCUCGCAGAAUGUCUUGUCGUCGGACUUCUCAUAAUACCACGUUGCAAUCUACCUUACAUGCAGCGGAAUCGACUCAUCAGACGUCGAGAAGUGCCAACACAGGAGAGUUUUUCCGGAUCUUUUUGAUUGUAUAGAAAAGCAAGGUAGUUAAGUGUCCAUCUGAGUCUCUUCGACAUCACCGAUCUUGACCGGCAAGCCAUCGGACAUUCCUUGUGCAAACGAAACGCAAAUAAGACAAUCCCGAGAAUGGCAGCAAACAAAUCUGCAGUCUUUGCGCAAUAGCACAGAAGAUCGAGAAGUCCCUCUGGACCAAGUACAUGAAAUC
Messenger RNA from Exophiala xenobiotica, 1597 nucleotides. RefSeq lists its product as uncharacterized. The transcript has a single exon. Lineage: Eukaryota; Fungi; Ascomycota; Eurotiomycetes; Chaetothyriales; Herpotrichiellaceae. The record is from RefSeq and is a predicted model, not a curated record. The coding region runs from base 564 to 950 and encodes 128 amino acids.